Messenger RNA from Microbotryum saponariae, 1168 nucleotides. The record is from the annotation of a GenBank genome assembly. NCBI's taxonomy places the organism in Eukaryota, Fungi, Basidiomycota, Microbotryomycetes, Microbotryales, Microbotryaceae.
AUGGGAAAGCGAUCUGCCAAAGUGCUCGAGGAAGGAGCGGUCGCUGCGCCUGCUGCGGGGGAUGUUUCGAUGGACGUCGACGCUGCUGCCUCGCCGCGCAAGUCCAAGAAGAGCAAGAAGGACAAGGAGUCGUCCAAGGACAAGGACAAGGACGACGACAAGGAAGUUGCGGUCGAGUUGCUGUCACCGAUCGCGCGACCCCUCGCGCAGAAGAAGGCGGGCAAGCACGUGCUCAAGCUCGUCAAGAAGGGUACGUCGUCCGUUCAUUCCUGGGUGCACUUUGGGGGGAACGCCUGCGCCAUUGCGAAGCUCGCUGGCCACACCGACUGCUAGUCGUGGCCGCGUCUGAGCAACCUCCUCAGGUGUUCGCGUUGCCACGCUUAUGCUUGUUGGCUCAAGUAUUUUUUAACAAGCGACAACUGACAAUAGGUGGCGUACAUCUCUUGCUUGCGCCUUCGUCGUAUUCGCAGCCUCAAAGUCACGGCACCUCAAGCGAGGCGUCAAGGAGGUCGUUAAGUCGAUCCGAAAGGGAGAGAAGGGGUAAACCCAGCAUAUCGUGCUGUUUGGAUUCAAUUACCGACGCUUGAGAGCUUACGCUUGUGCUUUAACGCCAUAUCUUACAGUAUUGUCGUGCUGGCCGCCGACAUUUCGCCGCUCGACAUCCUCACCCAUCUUCCUCUGCUCGCCGAAGAGGCAAGCUGCCCUUACGUGGUACGUCAUCGGCAUACAGAUCAUUGUCGACGCCGCGUCUGUCUUCUCCGGACCGGCAUGGCGUGCCCCUAGCCAUGCCCUCAAUCCCCUACGUAUUCCUGCCUUCAUUGAGCUGACAAGUCCAGCCUUCCUGGUAUCCCUCGAACAGUGGGUUUCGUCGAAGGAGGCUCUCGGUGCUGCAUCGUCAACAAAGCGACCAACAUCGUGCGUCAUGGUCGCCAAACUCGGGAUGAAGAAGAAGCUCAAGGCCGGCGAGUCGGAGAAGGACGGCGCGAAGGAGGCAGAGGCCGAGUUUCAGGAGUCCUAUGGCGAGGUCGAGACCGAGGUAAAGCAGCUGGUGAGUGUGCAACUCGUUUCACAUCUUGUGGAUCGGGACCCAACUGACUCCACAGAGCCUAUCUCGGUCCUCUCUACUGGUGGUCGCCUCUAACAGGAUGAAAUCGUCCCUCUGUACUAG